GGCUUUGGUCACUGACUCGCGCGUGCCGGAGUCGCUGGAGAGAACCAUUUGGGUCCCAACCCCAACUAUAAAAGGCGAUGGUCGCCUUUUCCUUGGCCUGUGUUUACGCAAAGAAUCCUGGAGGUUGCCCGAGGCCAAAUUUUGUUCUAUAAGAUUUGGUGACGUCAGUUUUAUCAGUUGAUAGAUCUUUCGCGGUGUUAAAGGACUUGUAGUUGCUGAUCUUUUUCUAUAUUAGGAGAUGGCAGAGGAGGGUCACAGGGUUAUCUUAAAUGUGUAUGACCUCAGCCAAGGAUUGGCACGUCGGCUUUCCACAACGUUUUUGGGUAAAGCUAUUGAGGGCAUUUGGCACACAGGAGUAGUGGUAUAUGGUAAUGAAUACUAUUUUGGAGGAGGCAUACAGCAUGACUCUGCUAGAAGAACUCCAUAUGGAACGCCAAUUAAAGUGGUAGAUUUGGGCAUCACACAUGUACCACAAGAUGUAUUUGAAUUGUAUUUGCAGGAAAUUAGCCCCCGCUAUGCAGCUGAAACAUACAGUUUGCUUACUCACAACUGCAACAACUUCAGCAAUGAGGUUGCACAAUUUUUGGUGGGUGCAACCAUUCCACAAUAUAUUCUUCAGCUCCCUAAUGAAGUUAUGCGCAGUCCAAUGGGUGCUCUUAUAAUGCCUAUGAUGCAAAAUCUGGAGACAACAUUGAGAGCAGGAGCUGUCCCACAAGCUCCACAAUUCAGGCCUCAGCCUUCACCAGCUGCAACAAAUGUUAAGAAAUCCAGAGUUAAUGGUCCUAGUCCAUCCACAAACAAAGUUGUCAGAGCGACCGAUGAAGUUGUUAAAUCUGAAGACACCAAGUCUAAGGAGCGAACAACGUCAGAGAAGUCAAUACCUCGUGCUGUCAAGCCUUCUGCAGCAGUAGAGAAGCAGUCGGUUAAUGGCGUUGCAGCAGACCCUAUUGGGGAUGCUCGGAGCAAGGUGCAGGAGGAGAUCGAUCGUGAAUUUGCUGCAAUCAAGGCUACUGGUACACUGCAUGCAAGUGAAGCUGCGGCUCUUGCAACUAGGAGAGUGAUGCAAAGAUAUGGGAAUUUGCAUUGAAUCUGAGUUAGAAAUUAUGACAGCAAUUGACUUCAGACAGUGGUUUUGAUGUCAUAUCCAUCAUAACCUGUUGAAUGUGUUACUGCUGCAAAUUAUGACUCUGCUCAAUAUGAACAGAGAAAUUAAUAUAUCACACUAUCUAUUUCUUCUAUUACAUAAAGAGGAAGGAAAAUACACAUUAGGAAA
Hevea brasiliensis (rubber tree) is the source of this 1273-nucleotide messenger RNA. RefSeq lists its product as uncharacterized. Gene Ontology annotation, molecular function: peptidase activity. Bases 239 to 1087 code for a protein of 282 amino acids. The transcript has 5 exons. Gene Ontology annotation, biological process: protein modification by small protein removal. NCBI's taxonomy places the organism in Eukaryota, Viridiplantae, Streptophyta, Magnoliopsida, Malpighiales, Euphorbiaceae. The record is from RefSeq and is a predicted model, not a curated record.